AUGUUAAUUUGCAAUAAUUUAGAAGAAUGCAAUUCUUGUGAUUUUUCAAAAUGGUUCAAUAAUGGUGCCUUUAUAUAAAGCAAUAAAUUUUGUGAAACAUGUUAAAGUAUUUUGAAAUCAGAUUGUAUAAAAUUAGUUUCAGAUAUUCAAAGAUUUAUUAUAUUCAACAAUUAAUGUUAAUAUUUACCAGGCUAUUAUCAAGAUAUUCUACAAUUUCAUCCUAUUUGUGGGGAUCUUUUAGUAGUUGAUGGAGAAGAUCGUGAUGAUGGUAAUUACAAUCCAUUUGAUGAUUUGAUGGAUGCCAUAAUUGUAAAUUUGGAUGUGAUGAUUUUUGUUAAGAAUGUAUAUAUGGGCUUUGCUAUUUAUGCAUAUAAUGAUUGUUAUAGAAUAAAAAAUAACUGUUUUGGAAUUUAUUGA
Paramecium pentaurelia is the source of this 417-nucleotide messenger RNA. The record is from the annotation of a GenBank genome assembly. NCBI's taxonomy places the organism in Eukaryota, Ciliophora, Oligohymenophorea, Peniculida, Parameciidae.